CAGCGGUGCACCUCAAGGACAGGACGGCCGAGAACAAGCUGCCGGGCGCGGUCCAGGUCGGGGAAAGGGAGACCAGUCUCAGCAUGGAAAAAUCCUGCCAAGACAAGGAAGAUCAGCCCCAGAGCGUGCCCGAGACGGAGGAGGCGCGGCCUCCGCUGCUGCCCUCUCCCGGGAAGCCGGCUCUGGAGGAGCCGUCUUCGGAGGAGCAGUCCUCGGAGGAGGAGUUCUUUCCCGAGGAACUGCUUCCCGAGCUCCUUCCCGAGAUGCUCGUGUCGGAGGAGCGCCCUCCGCAGGAGCGCCUUUCCAGAAAGGACCUUUUCGAGCAGCGCCCUGCCAUGGAGCAGCCUCCUUGCGGGGUGGGGAAACACAAGCUGGAAGAAGGAAGCUUUAAGGAAAGGCUGGCUCGCUCUCGCCCGCACUUUAGAGGGGACAUCCAUGGUAGAAAUUUAAGCAACGAGGAGAUGAUAAAGGUGGCAGAGGAGAUGGAAGAAAUGAAAAGAGUACGAAAUAAACUGAUGAUAAUGCAUUGGAAGGCAAGACGUAACCGUCCUUAUCCUAUUUAACUGUUGGGCCUUUACUUCUUUUUGCCUGGUCUAAGUAUUAACAUCCGAACUUGGCAUUUUCUUAAAUACCUUUCCCAUCUUCGUAUGUUUCAGUUUUGGCGUGACUUUAUUUUAGGUGUUUCGCUUGUAGCUGGCCUAAAAUUGACACUUCCCUCCUGCCAUCUGCAAGCCUUCCUCUUUCAAUCAUAAGUCUAACUCAUUUGCAUGGAAAGAUGUACAUUAUAUAUUGUGAAGUGAGAGGGCAAUUUUCAAAAAGUAUAUGUAGUGUCCCGUUUUUGUAAAAAAUAUAUUUAUAUAUUAAUAUACAAGGAAAAAACCGAAAGUAUAUAUGUCAGAAGCUUAACAGUGGCUACCUGUAUGUAUGGUAAGAUAAUGGGUGAUUUUUUAUUUUUUCAUUUUUGCUUUCUCAGAAUUUCUCACUUUUUCAAGGCAAACAUGUUUUACUUGUGUUGCAAAAAAAAAAAAGCAAAAAAACCCCAAAAACCAAAAAAAAAAAAAAC
Molecule: messenger RNA, 1063 nt
Organism: Condylura cristata (star-nosed mole)
Lineage: Eukaryota; Metazoa; Chordata; Mammalia; Eulipotyphla; Talpidae
Gene: TCEAL1
Product: transcription elongation factor A (SII)-like 1
Exons: 2
Coding region: 84-563 (159 amino acids)
Source: RefSeq, a predicted model, not a curated record